This is a messenger RNA of Drosophila subobscura, 2112 nucleotides long. RefSeq names its product protein telomere ends associated-like. The record is from RefSeq and is a predicted model, not a curated record. NCBI's taxonomy places the organism in Eukaryota, Metazoa, Arthropoda, Insecta, Diptera, Drosophilidae. The transcript has 6 exons. The coding region runs from base 1 to 2112 and encodes 703 amino acids.
AUGCAAGCAGAAAGGAAACCAGCCAUAACCUUCCAGAAAUUUAGUCACCUAAUAAAGAACUUGCCGGACAUCGCCCACGAUGUUCAGCGCGAUCAGGCUGCGAAAGCCAACAAAACGCUGGACGAGUGUGCCAGAUGUUAUUACCAUGCCUUCUACAGGGACGCCAGUGUUCGCGAGCGCUAUAAGUUCAAGCUGCGCUCGUUACAACAUGGAGCCAUGGAACACAAGUCAACAAGCCCGACAACAGAACAACAUCAGUUGCGGGAAUUCUACAAAUCCUUCUACAUGUUUCCCGAAAAGCGAAAGACCACCAAUAUAUUCCGUGGGACAACUACAACCUUUAUGCCGAAGUUGUUGGAAGCUGGUCAUCCCAUUGUUGAAUCGGCAGCCAAGAGUUUGGCAGAGCAUAACAAAGAGACUAUCACAGUCGAAGAACCCGCGUUGCAUCGGGAGCCUGAAUCAAGGAACGCUUCAACUCUUUGUACCCCUGACAGCGACUUUUCGAUAGUGAGCUUUGAAGAAUUCCAGAAAUAUGUGUUGAUCCUCAACGAUAUUGUGUGGCAACUGAAGCUCAACGACCCCCAGUAUUGGUUCAUGGACUUUGAGGAAUGCGCUCAUGCCUUUUACUUUGCGUUUUAUUUAAGUCCGGAGAUUCGUGAGCGAUGCAAGUACACCCUGAAACCGUGUACGUCGGUCAUGAGCGCUCGCCUGCUAGCAGUACCGACGCCCGAGCAAGCCGACAAGCUGAGGCAAAAUUUAACAGAGUUGAUUAAACCGUCGCCAGAUCUUGAGCGACCCGAAUUGGUGGAAGAAACGGUUGUAGCACCUGUCAGCUUUCAGUUUUUCAAAUAUUAUAUCAAGAAUCUGGAGGAAAUCAGCGAGAAAAUGCGGACCGAAGACGAGUUUAAGACUUUAUCCAUAGAAACCUGUACCAGGGAAUACUACAGGCUGUUCUACAGACCUCCCGAAAUACGCGAGCGAUUCCAGUUCAAUCUAAAGCCAUGUCCCGGAGUGGUACGCAAAAUACUGCUGAGUCCACCGACCAGCUCAUUUUUUGCCGACAGUUUGGAGCGAACCGCUCCGAAUGAGGCAGACCCGCAAAGUCCAAGCGAGCCGAUUUUGGUCACUGACCUGUUGAAGAAAGGCAUCAAGUAUCCCGUGAUCUUUGAGGUAUUCAGGCGCCAUAUUAACUACGAUGACAUUUUCGAGUCCGCGCUGAGACAAGUUUAUAGAAGUCCGUCGCUGCUGUCGACGCUGACUGCCAACCCGCUAGACCCCCGCUGCAUAGAGGCUUUCGAUACGUUCUAUCGUUGGUUCUACAUAUUUCCCCAUAUUCGGGAAAGAGUCAGAUACCGUUUCGACUGUGGUGGGGAUCCAUCUCUCAUGGAAAAGCUAUGCGCACAGGCAGAAAUCUUGAAUGAGAAUGCCAGGAGAUGGGUAGAAAGUGCGACAAAGCCACCACCCGAAAAGGAAAUCACUCUGAUAACUCAGAAUGGUAUUAAGUACAGGUUGCCGGUGUCGUUUAAUACCUUCUGUAGAAGCAUCAAUGUCGAUGAGCUAAAGGUUCAGCUGGCCAACCACUUCAGUAUGCUACAGCUUCGACAGUACUAUAACUCCUUUUACACAUCCAGGAUAAUCCGUGAAAUGUACAAAUAUAAUUUCGAUUCAGCACCGCCAGAGCUUCGUGCCAAGUGUCUGCAGUUUGCUGUAUCCAUAACAGAGGCGACAGAAGAGCCGUCAGAAGCUGAACCAUCUACUUCGGAGGUAGAGCCACAGCCAGAGCAACAGUCAGAGAUAGAGCCACCGCCAGAGAUAGAGCCACAUCCAGAGAUAGAGCAACAGCCAGAGAUAGAGCCACAGCCAGAGAUGGAGCAACAGCCAGAGACAGAGACAGAUCUAAGCUCUCGCUGUGCCAAUCGUUGCCAUGAGAGCAACGUAUCUGUCCUGCGCCAGAGCACUCCAGAUAUGGAAAGAUUUUAUGCAGCCAGGCAAGCUGUGCUUGACGUGAAACAAAAGUCGAAUGUAGUUCCUUACGUGCCCCACAAUCUGAAAGCUUACAUAUCACGCCAUGUGGCAUGUCCCGAGAGACGUGCAGUCCUGGAGACGAAAUAA